GCGCGGCAGGACCCGCACAUGCGCAGUGCUCACGCUGCCGCCGCGCUCCCUCCCCCGGGCCGAGUUGGCAGCGCAGCAACUGGGGUCGGGACGCGCAGGGCUAUGGCCGAGGGCAGCGGGGAAGUGGUCGCAGUGCCGGCGUCUGGGGCUGCCAACGGCCUCAGCAAUGGGGCAGGCGGGACCUCGGCGCCCACCAACAAUCCGUUAUCGCGCAAGCUGCAUAAGAUCCUGGAGACUAGGCUGGAUAACGACAAGGAGAUGUUGGAAGCUCUCAAGGCACUCUCAACCUUUUUUGUUGAAAAUAGUUUGCGGACUCGAAGAAAUUUACGUGGAGAUAUUGAACGUAGAAGUUUAGCCAUCAAUGAAGAAUUUGUAGGCAUUUUCAAGGAAGUGAAGGAGGAACUUGAAAGCAUAAAUGAAGAUGUUCAAGCAAUGAGCAACUGUUGUCAAGAUAUGACAAAUCGCCUGCAGGCGGCAAAGGAACAGACUCAAGAUUUAAUAGUAAAAACUACUAAGCUUCAAUCUGAAAGUUAUGUUAAUUAUUUUUCAGGUGAAUGCAGAACAUUGACACAGGAAUCAUGUGAUAUAUCUCCAGUAUUAACUCAGGCAAUGGAAGCCCUACAGGAUAGACCCGUCUUAUAUAAGUAUACCUUAGAUGAAUUUGGAACAGCCAGAAGAAGUACAGUUGUUCGUGGAUUUAUUGAUGCUCUUACAAGAGGGGGCCCAGGAGGUACACCUAGACCUAUUGAAAUGCAUUCUCACGACCCUUUGAGGUAUGUGGGAGAUAUGUUGGCUUGGCUCCAUCAAGCUACUGCUUCUGAAAAGGAACACCUUGAAGCUCUCUUGAAGCAUGUAACUACACAAGCGAUAGAUAAACACUUCUCACCUAGAUGUGGCAUUGUUGGAAAUAGUGCAACUACAUUAUUGACUACCAUUGAAGAAAUGCAUUUGCUAAGCAAAAAAAUAUUCUUCAAUAGCUUGAGUCUUCAUACAAGUAAAUUAAUGGACAAGGUUGAACUCCCACCACCUGAUCUUGGACCAAGUUCUGCACUAAAUCAGACGCUCACGCUGCUGCGUGAGGUUUUGGCAUCUCAUGAUUCCUCAGUUGUGCCAUUAGAUGCUCGUCAAGCAGAUUUUGUGCAGGUUUUAUCGUGUGUCUUAGAUCCUCUUCUCCAGAUGUGUACUGUAUCAGCCAGCAAUUUAGGCACAGCCGACAUGGCCACAUUCAUGGUCAAUUCACUGUAUAUGAUGAAGACGACGCUAGCUCUAUUUGAAUUCACCGACAGACGUCUGGAAAUGCUACAAUUUCAGAUUGAAGCACAUUUGGACACGCUUAUAAAUGAGCAAGCGUCUUAUGUUUUAACUAGGGUAGGCUUGAGUUAUAUCUAUAACACUGUACAGCAACAUAAACCCGAACAGGGUGCUUUAGCUAAUAUGCCCAACCUAGAUUCCGUGGCACUGAAGGCUGCAAUGGUUCAGUUUGAUCGUUACCUGUCAGCCCCAGACAACCUGUUAAUGCCACAGCUGAACUUUCUGCUAAGUACCACAGUGAAAGAGCAGAUCGUAAGGCAGUCCACAGAAUUAGUCUGCAGAGCCUACGGUGAAGUGUAUGCAGCUGUGACGGAUCCAGCCAAUGAAUACAAAGAUCCAGAGAGCAUCCUACACCGAUCGCCGCAGCAAGUGCAGACACUUCUCUCUUAAUUACCUUACUGGAUUGUGUUAGCAAGACAUUGCAUCUCUAAAACACUGUACGUUAUUUUGUUCUUUAGUCCAUUAAUCUUUACUUUGAAAUGUGAUAGUUCCAGUUUUCUUUAUAUCGUAACAUUAUGGGUCCCAAUGAUUUGUUUUGGUCUCAAUAACAUGAAGUAAGUAACAUGUCGACCUGAGAUAGUAAUGCUCUGUAUCUUCCCUCUAUACAGAGAUGCUCUAUUCCCUGCUAGCUGCCUCUCCAGCUCUGUAGUUUCCCCUCUAUUCUGAAAGCAAAAAGUAGUAUGAAAGGUUUGAGGGAUUUUUUUUUUUUACAAGACUAUCUCUAAAUUAACAGCAUAUAAAAAAUUUGUCUAAACUUAAUAAUUAGUAGGAGGGUAUGAUUUAAUAAAUGUCUCUGUACCUAAAUAUUCAUUUGCUUUCUCCUUAAUGUAAGUAGAUAUACUUAGUAGCUUUUUGGACCUAGCCUAUGUCACAGCCCUUAAAGAGUUGUUA
Messenger RNA from Propithecus coquereli (Coquerel's sifaka), 2202 nucleotides. RefSeq names its product component of oligomeric golgi complex 6 (gene COG6). NCBI's taxonomy places the organism in Eukaryota, Metazoa, Chordata, Mammalia, Primates, Indriidae. Gene Ontology annotation, biological process: intra-Golgi vesicle-mediated transport. The transcript has 15 exons. The record is from RefSeq and is a predicted model, not a curated record. Gene Ontology annotation, cellular component: COG complex. The coding region runs from base 19 to 1701 and encodes 560 amino acids.